AUGGACCGGGCCACUUCAACUUCUGAGUCGCUCAGAUCGAGCACAAUUGCACAGCAUUCGGUUAAAAGCUCGUCAAAUACCAGGUCUGGACGACAUGAAAAGGGGAGAAGUGCUGCAACGAUGCCCACUUUCAAAGAAAUCGAGACACUGGUGGAAGAAAGGUCAGUCAUGGAACUAUAAUACCCCGAAGGAUAUAUAAGCUUACCAUUACUAGAGCUUAUAACGACAAGGCUCUGACACAAGCGAAUCUCUCGCAACAGUCGAUUGGGCCAUCGCAGUUGGAACAAUGGAACCACCAACCCGAACGACAUGAGUGGUUUGCGUAUCGGAUGGAGAAGAAUUGA
Molecule: messenger RNA, 344 nt
Organism: Hymenoscyphus albidus
Lineage: Eukaryota; Fungi; Ascomycota; Leotiomycetes; Helotiales; Helotiaceae
Source: the annotation of a GenBank genome assembly